Messenger RNA from Cryptotermes secundus, 2253 nucleotides. Its product is annotated as leucine-rich repeat-containing protein 4C-like. Gene Ontology annotation, cellular component: extracellular matrix. The transcript has a single exon. The coding region runs from base 881 to 2113 and encodes 410 amino acids. Lineage: Eukaryota; Metazoa; Arthropoda; Insecta; Blattodea; Kalotermitidae. Gene Ontology annotation, molecular function: protein binding. The record is from RefSeq and is a predicted model, not a curated record.
GGUUACACAAGUUUCGAGCACCAAAGCGGAUUGUUAACUUUUGCAUUUAGUGACAAACAUCCAAGCAUUCAACGUUAAGAAAUAAGAAUGAUGGAUCAGAGCAAUAAGAAGAAAGAUUAUCCAGAAGACUUCAACAAGAAGCAUAUAUCCCGUGUUCUUAUAGCAAUUGAAGUCUUUUCAGAUAUUUGAACUACUAUAAACCAUCUUAACGAUCAACAUACACGUAUUUGAUUUGUAUAGGACAUAUUAGUGUGUUAUUUCCAGUGAUUUCAGAAGUCAAAAUUGUAACGCCAUCUUAUUAUCAUAUAAUUAAUCACAAAACAGUUUGCUUUACCAUCUCAGUAAAACUCAUGUCUUUAAAUGCAUGUUCCUGAAACGUAUAUUAACUUAGACAGCAACAAACUCAGUGUGCGUUAUUUUUGAAGAGAAGCGAAAACUGUUGUGCAGGAGUACAAUGCAGAGUAUUUAAUUUGAAGGAUACAUUACUCUGCAUAUUCUCGAUACUGAAAAAUGUCGUUAAGUAACCAACGAAACUUGAAGGAAUCGUAGAAGUUAUCAGAAAAGUUAAAUGUAAUAUCAAUGCAAACAACAAAAUAAAAUGGUGUAACCAAAAGCAAAAUGAUACUACAAUGUGGGGCACUGUCUUACGGUCAGAAUUUUCAGAAUUUCAGUCUCGUAUCUAGAGCCACAUAGUUCCCUACUCUUUCAGGCAUCUGCAGAAUAAAGGGGUGGAACUUCAAUGUAAAACAUAAGGGUCUGUUUCGACAUUGCAAAGUCUUCAGUCUUAUUCUAAAAGUACCAAAUAUAUAACAACACUCUUCUGGUUUCUCCAAGAUCGAAUCAAAGUGGUCAAGGAUAUGUGACAACUGAAUAUACCAUUAUGUCAGGUUUUCUGUUGGUUGCCUUGCUAACUACUUAUUUUUGUAUAAUGACAAUCUCUGUAUUGGGACAAUGCCCCCAGCAGUGUUCUUGCUCAGUUGUGCAUGGCACAGACUGCAUCAAAUCGUCAUUGACCGAACUUCCUCUGUCACAAUUCAACAAGUAUAUUACCAAACUGAAUGCACCCUUCAACAGUAUCACUAUGCUGAGUAAGAACUCUCUGAAAGACAUCCCAUUGCUAACCCACUUGAACCUCUCUCAUAACAAAAUCACCAAUGUCGAUUCACAAGCAUUCUCGUCCUUAAAGAAAUUGUACUCUCUGGACCUUUCAAGUAACAACAUAACCUCAAUUGAGUCGGUCACUUUCAUGUAUAACAGACAACUCAAAUGGCUGUCUUUAGCUGAUAACUGUAUGUUCAGACUUCCAGAUAAAGAUGGAUUGUACCUGACCGAGCUUUUAUUUUUUAAUAUCUCCCAUUGUAACAUAAAGAAUAUCCCUUUAAACACAUUCAGUAAUAUCCGAAAACUUCAGGAGCUGUGUCUUAAUAACAAUAAAAUUAUUUCUCUCAACCCUGAAAUCUAUCGCCCUCUUCUUGAACUUCAGAAGCUAGAUUUAUGCUACAAUGCCCUACAACACAUAAAUGGCCAAGUUUUCUCACGACUCUUGAAACUGACGUCACUUUCCUUGUGCCAUAAUAACGUCAGUAGGAUCAACAUCACUUUAUUAAAUGCAGUUGCUAGGAUCGGUGACGUUAAUAUGGAAGGAAACCCAUGGAUUUGUGACUGUGACUCCGCUGAUGUGUAUUACAAAUGUGCCAAAGAAGAUAAUUGUAAUUUGAAUUUGAAAUGUGCGUUUCCUGAUAAUUUCAGAGGCAGAUAUUGGAAUGUUAUUGGUGAAUUAACAUGCAUGCCUCCUAUUUCGCCAACGACUGUGGGAGCGUCUUCAGAGGCCGAAGCGGUCGCCACGGUGCAUCAGACGACGAUAGAACAAAUGUUACAAGAAGAACCUUCAGAGCCGAGCUCUCUGUACUGGAUUACAAUGUCUCUUUUGGUGCUUUUCUUAUCCGUGUGCAUUUGUGUAAUUGUGGUGCUAGGGAGAAGAAUCAGUAGGAAAAACAGCAAGAGAUUCACGAAGGAUGCUGAGGAGGACGGCGCCGAGAGUUGCAGCACCGGAGGCUUCGGUAGCAGAAUACUAGAGAACGAAGACCAUUUUCAACAAAUAGAAAUGCGUUAAUGAUGGUGGAAGUGAAUAACAAAAGUUUCAGUUUGCUGUUAACUGAUUACUAUUCGAAAUGAAGUUACUCAGUUUGCAUAUCACAUAUUCAAUAAUAAUAACUCAGUUCAGUUCUUUAUUCUUUAAGUGCCUAGUCAACA